AGAUGGAACGCAGCACCUAUUCAUCGCAUCGAGACAUGUUACGCAGGUGCGAGGCGUUCCGUGGCUGCUCUGCCAAGGGCCACGUCUGCGGCAAGCGAGCCGGUGCCUGUCCCAGCAAAGGGCAAGAGUGGGCUGUGUGCGGCUCCAUCCGUGCAGCCGCCGCAGAAGCCUCACUCGCGACUGAGGCCUCCCAAUACCAUUCAAGAGUCGGACCGCACUUCUCGAGUGCCAAGGCCGGCCUUCGGCAAGGUACCCUGCUUGCCUUCACAGCACGAGUCGCCAGAGCUGGAUCAACAUUAGUCGACUCCGACCCGACCCGGCUGUGA
Messenger RNA from Rhipicephalus sanguineus (brown dog tick), 326 nucleotides. RefSeq lists its product as uncharacterized. The coding region runs from base 3 to 326 and encodes 107 amino acids. Lineage: Eukaryota; Metazoa; Arthropoda; Arachnida; Ixodida; Ixodidae. The record is from RefSeq and is a predicted model, not a curated record. The transcript is spliced from 3 exons.